AUGGCCACAGUUCCUCCGCCUCCCGCUGGGAUCAAUCUCGACGAGAGCAGGAGGGCUUCCAUCAUGGUGACCUCGAUAGUCACUUGGAUUCUAGCAGUAAUCGUCGUUGGGUUACGCAUUCUAGCCCGUCGCAUGAAGAACAUUAGCCUAUGGAUAGACGACUGGCUCAUUAUUGCGGCCUUGGUUCCCUCCUGCGCUCAUGUCUUUGGGAUGGGUGUAUACGCUGUCAGUCGUGGCCUCGGUAAACAUGUCUGGGCAGACCCCCCAGAUGCGCAAUACGCGUGGGCAAUUGGACUGUUCAUCGCUGAACUGGGAUAUUUCGUGACCAUUGCGUGCGUUAAAUGGUCCAUCCUUGCCUUCUAUUGGCGUUCAUUCAAGAUCAGAAGCUCCGUCAAGAUCCCCAUCUACAUCCUAGCCGUCAUAGUCCUGUUGUGGGCUACUGCUGUCAUUCUUGUGACUAUUUUUCAAUGCCAACCUACCAGUGCUUGGUGGAACCGCUUCAAUCCGACGCAUCCUUUACGGCCAGACCAAUACGGAUGUACCGUGGAUUCGGUCAAAUUCUUCUACGGAAAUGCAAUCCCAACCAUAGUCACCGACGUUUUGAUGCUCGCCUUGCCUCUUCCCUAUAUCACGAAACUGCAGCUUCCCAGGGGGCAAAAAUGGGCUCUUGCCGGGAUAUUCCUCGUGGGACUCUUUGUCACGAUCGUCUCCAUUGUGCGUCUUCACUACCUCCUCCAAGGCAACUUGACCAGUCCAGACAUCACCUGGAACUUUGUCGAUAUUGCUCUCUGGUCUGUUCUUGAAGGAAACGUGGCCAUUUUCUGCGCUUGUCUUCCCUUCUUGCGGCCAGUACUAAGCAGAUUCACUUUUGGCAUCUUCAGCCUCUCGUCGCUCCCUUCAAAGAAGCAGCAGCCGUCGAGCGGUACAUUAAGGAUGAGCCUCCACCAUAGGGAUGCUCCCCGAACUUGGCAAAGGGAUAGCCGAUUCGUAACCGCAACUUCUCAUUCCCGAGCGUACAGCACCACCAACGAGACGGACGAGCACCCAUUUGCGCAUCUCACAGACGAUGGCUCAGAGCAUAGCGUGCCUGUCAAGGAGAGGUCAGAUUGCCCACGCAUUGAGCUCGCAAAUGUCUCUGUAGGAGGAGACGUUGUUCAGCCCAGCGGCAUAGUCAUUACGCGCGAGUUCCAUCUACAGCACCAAGACGUAUAA
Messenger RNA from Trichoderma aggressivum f. europaeum, 1212 nucleotides. RefSeq lists its product as uncharacterized. The record is from RefSeq and is a predicted model, not a curated record. The transcript has 6 exons. The coding region runs from base 1 to 1212 and encodes 403 amino acids. Lineage: Eukaryota; Fungi; Ascomycota; Sordariomycetes; Hypocreales; Hypocreaceae.